AUGCAGAACCCGUCACGAGCAGAAAGUCUUAGUAACACGGACACAUCUUGCCGGGUGUCUCUAGAAGACCUAGCAGUCGAAGCUGGUGCUACGUCUCUCGAUGGAAGUGACUGUAACUUGAAUGAAAGGACAACUAACGAAGAAAUGGUUAAUCUUGAAGUAAUGCAGCAAAGCCUCCCGGUAGCAAAUAGCAAAGGGAGAAGUUGUGAGGGGCUUUCUGAGAGCAGCUUUAGUACCUCAGAACCCAGCAGUUCCUGGGGUGAUUUCGAAGGCUUCCAGGAGUCCUUAGACAAACCGGAGAGAUGCGCUCAUGAUCUCGAAGUCUUGGUGGAGUCAACAAAAACCUGUAGAGGUGAUACGGACUUCGGCAGCCAGCAUUGCCGUGCUUCUGACGGUCACUUUCGUUCCCAGCCAUCUCUGCACAGUGGGAUACAGCAGGCUCGUAGCUCUCUGAACGAGGCAAACCACAGCUAUGAGGAGAUAUUUAAGUUGUGCUUUCCAGAAGUCUUUUUACCAGAGUCCAAAGAGAAUGUAAGAAGCUUAGAUCAAGUACUUGAUACAAAUAGUGAAGAUGUUGGGAUUCCUGAGCAUAUGAAGAAUCACCUUUGCAUUGGUUCUGGAAACAUAUGGAGAACACUUAGAGACUUUGAUAAUACCCCCAGCUUAAGGUAUCCCCGGGGUAAAUCUCAUUGCCAAGAAAACCUCUUGAGUGUGCUUGGAAUAGAUGCAAAUCAAAAGUGCUUUUUGGAGACCCAGAACAAUAUUUUGGGGGAAUCAGAUGUUAAAGAUGAGGACUUCAGAUUCGACAGAUUUGGUAUUAAUGACUGCAAAGCACUGAUCCAGACCAAGCUUCCUGUAUCACCCGAUUCCAGACAUGGUCAUCCUUUCCCCUCUAACCUCUUCUUGAAAAUCGCAUCUCCUGGAAACGUGCAAUAUAUAACAACCCCAAGGAAGAAGCACAUUUUUGCUACACACAACCUGAAAAUGAAAUCUGUCAGUAGUGAUGUUUGUUGA
This is a messenger RNA of Eurypyga helias (sunbittern), 1014 nucleotides long. RefSeq names its product chromosome unknown open reading frame, human C14orf79 (gene CLBA1). Gene Ontology annotation, biological process: intracellular transport. The record is from RefSeq and is a predicted model, not a curated record. Gene Ontology annotation, cellular component: AP-1 adaptor complex; trans-Golgi network membrane. Gene Ontology annotation, molecular function: clathrin binding. Lineage: Eukaryota; Metazoa; Chordata; Aves; Eurypygiformes; Eurypygidae.